UCUUUUCGUCUUCGGGCCGGCUGCAUGGCCGGCUGGGCUCUCAGCUGUGGCGUCCCUUGGGGCACCAUAGAGAAUGCGGUCGUCCGUCGGCUCAGUCUACCCCUUCCCGAGUGUGGAUUAGAGCGCCUACGUCAUUUUCUGUCGCCUCGGGCUGGGUGAGGAGUGUCGACACCUGAGGAGGACGCCGCUGGGUCGGACAAACCCGGAGGGAAGCAAGAAACGUGUCCGGAUCUGGGUUCGCAAGCUGAGCCUCAAGGGGAAGUGGAGGCUGCAGCCUGGUUCAGCCCCCGCUGCCCUUGGAGGGCGACUCAGUCUGGACCGAGGGCUUUCGCGCGUUGAGCUGGGAAAAGCCUGAAGGAGGAGAGUAAGGCAUCUCGGCGGGCCUGAGGAGGAAGUGUUGAGAACAGCCUUGGGUCACAAGCGGAGCUUAGAGGCAGGCCCGCAAGCAGUCCGGCAGCUCCUCAGCUCCGAGCUAAGGCAUCCACACCCACAGGCUGCGCAUUAAAAUGGCUGGCUAUGCCACUACUCCUAACCCCGUGCAGACCCUUCAGGAGGAGGCUGUUUGUGCCAUCUGUCUGGAUUACUUCAAGGAUCCUGUGUCCAUAGGCUGCGGGCACAACUUCUGCCGAGGGUGUGUGACCCAACUGUGGGGCAAGGAAGAGGAGGAAGACAGGGAAGAGGAGGAAGAUGAAUGGGAGGAGGACGAGGACGCCGAUGUGGAGGGGGCCAUCAGUGGGUGGGACAACUCUAUUCGAGAGGUUUUGUACCAGGGCAAUGCUGAUGAGGAGGUGUUCCAGGACCAAGAAGAUGAUGAACUCUGGGUUGGUGACGGUGGCGUCAGGAAUUGGGACAACAUGGACUAUGCGUGGGACCAGGAGGAAGAAGAGGAGGAAGACUGGGACUGUUACCUGGGAGGCUUGAGACACGACCUGAGAAUUGACGUCUACCCAGAAGAGGAGAUACUGGAAGAAUACAAUGAGGACGACCAAGAGCUGUAUCCUGAGACCCACCUGCCUCCUCCGGCCCCUCCACGUCAGUUCACCUGCCCCCAGGGCCGAAAGAGCUUUACACGUUGCAGCUUUCAUCCCAACUUGCAGCUGGCCAACAUGGUCCAGAUAAUUCGCCAAAUGUGCCCCACUCCUUAUCGAGGAAGCUGGGGGAAUGAUGAGGGCAUCUGCUCCAAACACCAGGAAGCCCUGAAGCUCUUCUGUGAGGUGGACAAAGAGGCCAUCUGUGUGGUGUGCCAGGAAUCCAGGAGCCACAAACAGCACAGCGUGGUGCCAUUGGAGGAGGUGGUGCAGGAGUACAAGGUUCAGCUGUUGACUGCUGUAUCACAAGUCAGACUGUUUAAACUUGCUCCUCGCUACUCCUGUGGCUAUACCUGGGACCUCAUCUUUACACAGACUUGCUACACAUCUGAAAUCCUCACCUCCAGUUGCACUAUGACCUUAGCUCUUAGCCUUCUAGUGCAGUCAAACACACUCCAAUUAUACCUGCCCUUUAGUUUUAUGGAGAUAGCAGUUCCAGUGACUCCUAAUUUUUUCCCUUCCCAAUUUAAUAGACACUUGCUAGCCUUAAUUACUAUCCCACUGAGUCUGGACCUCAUGAGUAGUUGUGACUUUAAGAACUGGUCCACACUGUAGUCUAGACCAGUGUUUCUCAACCUCAGCACUAUUGACAUUUUGAAUAGAAUUAUUUGGGGGUGGGGGGCUGUCGGAUGCCUAGCAGCAUCUCUGAACUCUACCCACCAGAUAUAAGUAGCACCCCUCCACCAGCUGUGAAAACCACAGAUGUCUCCCAACAUUUCCAAAUGUCUUGUGGAGAGGGGUGAGAGGAGCAAAAUCAUCCAUGGUUGAGAACCACUGGUCUCUACUCAGGGAAAGUGGCCAAAGCCACAGAUGUUACCAGCUUUACUUAUGCCCUAAAGCCAGUGACUGACCUAAGUGUUCAAUGGAAGAAUAGCUCCACCUAGCUAGAACCUUACGAAACGCAGUCUUAGUAAAUUUAUUGAUAGGACUCUAUUCCCAGCUCUUGGCAGGCAGGUGGCAGUCAGCAAACCUUUCUUUAAACCAGAGCUGCCUAUAUCACUGCCAUUGGGGAGAAUAAGGACUAUGACAGAUAAAGCAGUAUAUGAAAUGAAGAUCUAGAAAUGAUAAGUAAGGCAGUCAUUUCAGCAAACAUCAGUUUCAGCAGGGCCACAGGGUAGUCACAGUUUUUGCUUUGGUUUUUAAGUAUUAUGCAGAACUUUUUAUAAAACCAGAACGUGUCUGCUCCUGUUGGAGUGGUGUGACCCUGGAUUAAUACAUAAAACAUCAGAUCCUAAAGCAGUUUCUUAAAACCUAAGUUUCCUCUACCGCUGGCCAUCAACCUCUGGCCCCUAUGCCACGCCUCCGGAAAUCUUUAUAGGACCUACAGAGUCUAUGCUAUUCCUCACCCCCCCCCAUUCUUCUGAAAGUUAUCCUGUAACAGUGAAGUUAUUACAAAUAUUUAUUGACUGAUAAAAUAGGAUAAAAAAAGGGGGGACACAAGACAGCCUGCUAUACCAAGUCUAAAAGGACUUUGCAACAGUGGAAGUGUUCUGAAUCUGUGCUGUUUGAUAUAGUAGGUACCUCUAGCGAGCUUGAGCUCUUGAAAUGUGUCUAGUCCAACUCAGGAACUGAAUUUUUAACUGUAUUUAAUUUUAAUUAAUUUGAAAUAGCCAUACAUGGCUAGUGGCUGUCAAAUCAUAAUGAAUUGUACAGUUCUAUAGAAAGAAGGCAGGGGCUUAUUCUUAUUCUUCCAUAUCUUAGGCCUUCCUAAUCUUUUACCCCAUCCUUAUGGACUCAGAUGCAGAGUUGGUCAGAGAUUUCUGAUUGACAGUUCCACUUGGUACCAAGCAGGGCCCCACAAAAAAUGAAGAACCAAGGUCACCUGGAAGAGGAUCCCUGGAGGUCACACCCCCUUUUUAUCUGCCAUUUCCUAAGCACAUAGAAUCCUCCUUCUCCCCCUCCAGCAAAGGAUGGAAUCUGUCAGCAUGCUCUGGCUGUGUAACCCAAGUAUGAGCAGGAAGGACUGUUUCCUCUUCAGCCCUCUAAUCUUGUGGUAAGCUAGCCAGUCUCAAAGUUCCAUUUCAACAUAUUUUUCCAACCCUAGUUCUUAUCAAAUUCUCUUCCAGGUAAAAAGGUGAAAAAAGGCACCUUGGGUCACCUUUUGUUUCUCCCUACCACCUAAUGCUGUUUUAAAUCUUUUAACAAGCCAGAGGCUUGCCGCCUUCUAGCAUAUUUAUAAUUCUGCCUGGAUCAUGCCCACUUCCACAACCUCUGACUGCAUAUCUGCUGAAGCAUCUAGGGUCUGGGCCAUCCCACAGUCCAUCUCCCAGGGAAAACCCAACAGAAUGCCUUAGCACCUUUCUAGGGGACUGUUGGACCUCAGAUUUCUGCCUAAGAUGGACACUUAAUAUUUAUCAAGAGACAUAAAGAAAUGAUAUGUGAUUUUUUGUAACAUCUGUUCCUGGCAUCGAUUUAAUAUCACAUCCCUACCUUUCACCAGGAAUAAUGGAACAGAACCUACAAUAAUAGAACUUCCCAUGUUUCCUUCCAGUCUUUUCGAGCUUAAUUCUUUAGGCCUCAAUCAUUAAAUAGUUUCUAUAAUCAGAGCCCAAUUCUAGAUACUGGACUGAAGAAGGUGGGGUAGGGAGGAGAGAUAUGGAUUAGAGGGGGUGUUGACUCGCUCACUCAUAUGGCCAAUGCGAAGUCUUCGGUGCCUCCUUUCGUAGGACUCUCAUGACCCUCCUACAGACCCUCCUGUCCAGCUUUUAAACUCUUGUUUCUAGUCUUACUCCUCCAACCUACCCUCCACCCUGACAACAAAUGACUGUCAGCAAAAUCAAGUCUAGGCAGAAGAAGUAUUAGUUAAUCCUAAAGAGACAGUCCUAGACUUCAAGACAAAAUUCCUUACUAGUCAACUCCUUCCAUUUAGGGGCUCCCUGACCACCCUUGGGUUUCACUCUCUCCUACCUUCCCAUUUGAAACCACCUCCCAAACCUCUGCAUGCAAACCACUCUGACACCUCUUCCCCAUGGUGAUCCCUCUGCCUGGAACCUCCUUUAACUACUUGCCCUUAACUACUUAGUCUAUGAGGCUGUCCACCACGAUUAGAAUCUUCCACAACCAACUGUAUGGUGACUAACAUAAUAUAAUAAUAAAAUAAAAAAAAAAAAAAAAAAAAGAAUCUUC
Molecule: messenger RNA, 4214 nt
Organism: Ailuropoda melanoleuca (giant panda)
Lineage: Eukaryota; Metazoa; Chordata; Mammalia; Carnivora; Ursidae
Gene: TRIM52
Product: tripartite motif containing 52
Molecular function (GO): zinc ion binding
Source: RefSeq, a predicted model, not a curated record